AAGACAGCUGGUGGGGGGUAGCUAGGUGCUGCCGGUGUCUUGGUCGGGCAUCCUUUUGACACUGUAAAGGUGGGUUUAUGUUUUAUCUGGUUGGCAAUUGCCUGGCAUGUGUUAUCUUUUUCUUAGAAAUCACACUGAAAUGUAAUUCCUAUUUAGCUACUGUGGUGUUUAUCCAGGCUCCUCGAAAGGGCAUGUUUGAAUAUAGAAGAGAUGACCCAAAGUGUUUGAUAAAGUAUGAAAUAUUCAUGCUCUCUCCCAAUCAAAACGUUUCAGGAACCGCAUUUCUCGGCUAUUACUUGCAUAUAGCAAACUGCACUUUUUUCCAGACCCCACACACACGUGGGUUUUUGGCUGGUUUUCUGACCUAGAGUCAUAUCUACACACUGCUGUUUAAAAAGUAGAGCACAUAACAUUCUUAACCCGGUGUCUUACUGCAACCCAAUCUGUUCUUGGAACGGAACAGACAUCUCCUCCUAGUUAGCUCAUGGACCAGAGCUAAAGAGCUGUUGUCUAUGCAUGGCAUGUUGGCAGUGCAUGUUGAGGCUUGCUGAGCAACCGUAUCAGACCCACAAUGUGCACACAACAAACAAUUAACUGAUCCAGAAGCAUGCCAGGUUUCUGUCUGUUAUAGAUGACAUUUCAAGCUAUUCCCUUUUUUUUUGUAUGAGUGAGUGAUAGCCUCAAGCUCAGCUGACCCCUACACUCAUCAUAUGCAUAACCCAAAUAUAGUUUUCACUAACGCCUAAGCCACAUGAUAUGUUGGGGCUGUGACGGCAUAGGUCAUUGGAAAGCUCUGUAAAUAAACAGUGGAGUUAUACACUUCAUUGGGUCAUGGACUCUACAAGGUGUCAAGUUCUACAGGGAUUCUGACCCAUGUUGAGUCCAAUGCUUCCCACAGUUGUCAGGAUGUCCUUUUGGGUGGUGGACCAUUCUUAAUACACACAGGAAACUUUGGAUUACGUUAUGUAACCCCGGUUCUUUGAAGGAGACGAGGGAGACCUCUCACUAUGGGACACGCCUUCUUUGCGGGUCAUUGGUUGAAGCCUUAUUCCAUCAGAGCUUUGUGGGUGUAUGCCCCAUGUGUCUAUAUAACACUCUGCACUGCUCUUGUUUCCUCAUUCUAAGAACUACGUCUUACACAAGUCAACUCGGUUCGACAUCUCACUAUGGAACACUUGCAAAAUGCCCCGAUUGCCAAUAGCCCAUUUCCCGUUUUCUGAGAAUCCUGUUGUGGUACAUGGUAAUGUGCCUGAUCCAUCCUACUUUGCUCCACUGCCAAGGACUGCGCAGGGAGGGCGCAGUUAACGUCCAGGCGAUAGAACCUCACCAAGGGGAAGCCCAACUAGCCACCGCACAAAGAUGGAGAUGCCUCUGAACAGUGCCCAUUAUGUGACAAUUCCUCUAGUGGAAUGUUCUGACACCCAAGGGAGACUGCAAUCCCCAACAACUGUACGCCUUGGCGAUAGCCUCCAAUGGGAGAGGCGUUGUUUGGAGGGGGGGGGGCUGGCUGGCUCCUGUGCUACACCUAUGCCGUGUGUAAACAAGCUUUUGUGACUUGCAGCAGGACUCCAGAGGAGACUAUGGUCGUCGGAGGAGUUCUGCCAGCUCAUCGAGCCCCCGCGCCUUGCGCUAGGUGUGCCGAUUCUUCCCCUUCCCUCCGGAUGGCGCCAUGGGGGUCUCCACUGCUAAUUGCUUGGAGUGAUGCCCUGAGGCACCGCGUUGCUGGUGAGCUGACUGUCAGUCCCAGGGUCAGAGCUGCCAGAGGAGGCUGAAACUUCUUGGGGAUCCUCCAGUUCUGGGAGGGAGGACUCCUAGUGAAGACCUGGGUGAAUGUGGGCUUCUGGGGAUUCAGGGCUUGUUUCUGUGGUAACAGGGAGCCCAGCACUUCAGUCUCCUUUUCUUAGAAUUUAACCUGGCCUGUAUCUCCGAUUAUGGCUGGUCCAAACAGCCUGGUGGGAUCGAUCUGUUCGUUCAGGUAGGGCAGCGCAUCUGAUUGCCUCGAAGAAAGGAGGUCAGUUAUUGACUCCUGCCCUACCUCUUCAGUCUGUCUGGGUAGCACAAACUGAGCAGAGGAGAAAUUCUUCAGUGGUGUAAUCCAUCAGCUGGUCAAAGGGUGCUGCCUAAUGUGGCAAGAGGCAUGCCGUCGUCCUCACAUCCAGAUUUGUCGGCAUUAAGGUCCUCCCCCUGGUAAAAGUGGGGAUUCUCUGAAUCAGCCUGAAGCGCAGACUGAGGGGAUGCCUUUAGUAGCUUCUCCCUCCUCUGGGACUUUGUUGUCAACGGAGUUGUCCUCACGCAGGUAUGAGGCCUGGGCAAUACUUUCCAUGUACUUCACUCUACGUCUAAGGACACUGGAGUCCAGCUGAGCGAAAUGCACACAACUAGCGGGGUCGAUGGGAGCCUCCAUAGCGUAUUCAACGCCGAGGCAGGUAGUACAGAGCGUAUGGGAAUAUGUCCCGGACAUGUAAUGCCUGCAGUUGCCAGGGUGAGCGUUGCUAGGCUUUUGCUGCUUUUUCUCUCCCUUCCCUGACGACUUUGCCGGUAAGCCUGUUGACAUUGCGUUUCGACAGGACGGACAAAAGCAAAUGGAAUUACUGGGGGGCUAGCUAGCCACUCCACACGCUGCUACUACAAUGGGAAGUUGGGAGAGACACUGGGUAAUGUGAGCUUGAGCCAGGUAAACAGAAACAGACAGCUUUAUUUACCAGGGUGGUGAGAAAUAAAUGCCAUCUUUAUACUUUCAAUGUAGUGAAUUAGCUGGCUUUCUUUACCUGAGUGUUGAUAGCCAGCUAGCCGAGCCGUCGCGUGGGAUACAAAGUGCCGACUCGGUCUGUAAACCAAGUAACUUGAGGUAAAACGAACGGCUGGUUUAUCUUUCACAGGGGAAUGAAAAAAAGGAUGGUGCAUCAAUGUUGGGGUAACACACUGAAGAAACACAAACGCUCAUACUAGCCAAACAAACCGAAUGGGGCUUUAGCCCAGAGAUUGCUAGCUAAAACAUCAGUGGUGCCGUUAGCCCACUAACUAGCCAAGAUACUCGAAAGUUCAGCUAGCUAACUCCGAAAGUGGGAACAGACAGAGCUAGAGACCCCGGGUAGAAGUAGCUAAAAUUUGUGGGAACCUGCUAUUAGCAGGAUGCUAAAGCAGUGCAGCUAGCUAACGACGCCAAUUGUGUGUAUGCCAGGUAACAGGUGUACAGUAUCUAGCCGACAACAAAAAGUGCUGCUAACUGAGGUAACUUCACUCGGUAAAGUGAAGCUGAAGUUAGCAGCAUUCCUGAAAAAUAGAAAACAAGCCACUCAAUGCUAUGUGUUGGGGUAGUAACCCACACCGAAAUGAACUGUUAAGUUGAGAGCUAGUUUACUGAAUAAAGCUGCUUAACGGGCUAGUAACCAGAUGGACUAAGAAUGAGGAAACCAGUGCAGUGUGUUAAGACACUCGGGGCGUACACACACAGCUCUGAUUGGCCUGUUAGGAGUGAUUUGAAUAAGGCUUCAAAUAAUGACCCGCAAAAGGGGCCGUGUCCCAUAGUGAGAUGUCGACUGAAAGAACUGUUGAGCGUGAAAAACCCAGCAGUGUUGCAGUUCUUGACACAAACUGGUGUGCCUGGCACCUACUACCAUUCCCUGUUCAAAGGCACUUAAAUAUUUUGUCUUGCACAUUCACUCUCUGAAUGUGCACACAUACACAAUCCAUGUCUCAAUUAUCUCAAGGCUUAAAAAUGAUUCAUUAACCUGUCUCCUCCCCUUUUAACAAGGGAUCAUAGCAUUCACCUGGUCAGGUUGUUUUGUACACUCCGUGUAUCUGCAGGUGUUCUUCUGUGUUUGUUUUUCCGUUUCACAUUUUAGGGGUUUGCAUUUUUGAAUGCUAUGGAUCCCCCUGUAUACAAGAUUCUACUUCCAACCUGCCGGUAAAACAUAUAUUUUCUAAGGCAGUGUGCAAGAUGAGGGAUAUACAACCUCUGCACGGAUGUGACCUAGCUAGUACGACUCCAAGUUCAGAGUGUGGACAGACCUCUGUACCGCGGCACAUAUCACUGCUUCCAGUCUAUCGUACGGCAAGAGUCGAUGACGGGUCUGUACAAAGGCAUCGGCUCCCCCAUGAUGGGCCUGACCUUCAUCAAUGCCAUCGUGUUCGGUGUCCAGGGCGAUGCCAUGCGCAGGCUGGGCCACGACACGCCACUCAACCAGUUCCUGGCCGGGGCGUCGGCGGGCGCGUUGCAGAGCGUCAUUUGCUGCCCCAUGGAGCUGGCCAAGACACGCAUGCAGCUGCAGGGGUUGGGCGAGAGGAAGUCCAAGCAGAAGCUGUACAAGAACUCGCUGGACUGCCUGGUGCGCAUCUACCGGAAGGAGGGCUUCCGCGGUAUCAACCGGGGAAUGGUGACCACUCUAGUUCGCGAGACACCAGGUUUCGGGAUCUACUUCCUGACCUAUGAUGUACUGACGCGCUCUCUGGGCUGCGAACCCGAUGACCCCUACAUGAUCCUCAAGUUGCUGUUUGCCGGCGGAAUGUCGGGCAUCUCCUCGUGGAUCUCCACCUACCCUGUGGACGUCAUAAAGUCCCGGCUCCAGGCGGACGGCGUGGGCGGCCACAACAAGUACAAUGGCAUCGCGGACUGUGUGCGUCAGAGCCUGAAGCGAGAGGGCUGGCGGGUGUUCACGCACGGCCUCACCUCCACGCUGCUCCGGGCGUUCCCCGUCAAUGCCACCACCUUCGCCACCGUGACUCUGUUCCUCAUGUACAUGCGAGACGAUGCGGGCGACGUCAAAGACUGCGAGCCCCAGCCUGCCCACUCCUCGCUCACUGUGAGCCCACAGCAGGCCCAGCCCUCAAGCUUGUGAAUGGGAGAAGAUGGUGUUUCUGCUCUGGUGAACCUUAUUGGGUUGGAAAUGGUCCCACAAUGCACCAGCUAAUAAGCUGAUGUGACUUGACCACUCAACGUCAGCUUCACAAAGGCUAUUUUUACAAGAUGUAUGUAUGUUCAGAUGGUAAACCGCGCUUGUAAAUACUUGUCCCUUUUUUAUAUAAUUGUUUAGUCUUUUUGAGAACUAAUUGGUAAAUCGUGGGGAAAAAACCAUCAGUGAAAAAGCACAUUAAUGGCUGACCUAGUCAUCCCUUAUACAUGUAUAUGUGCACAGCUGAGUAUAUUUAUGUAUGUCUAAAGGGCUUGUGGUAAUGACUGGAGUGGAAUCUGUGUAGAAUAGUAUCAAACACAUGGUUUACAGACGUUUGAUACCGUUCCAUUUGUUCCGUUCCGGCCAUUUAUUACGAGCCGUUUCCCCCUCAGCAGCCUCCACUGGUCUGAAGGUAUGUACAUAUACUCUACUGUAUAGAUACAUGAAGCUUUCCUAUUUAAAUACUCAUCAGUAGAGUCCGAGCCAGGGAUUCCAAACUAAGGCUCCAUUCACACAGCUUGAGGGGGGGGGGGGGACUCAUCCAGAAAGGAAGCCAUUUCAUUGGUUCUAAUCAAUGAUUCUGCCGGCUAGGACCAAUGAAAUUACUUCCUUGCAUAGAUUUUUACGGCGAGCAGUGUGAAUGUACCCAUAGGUCAGAGUGAAGAUUCUCUCGAGUAACCUUUAUCUAUGCUGUUGGAAUGCCACUGGAUAUUCCAGAGUCGGGUGUGAGGUCUGCAUUAGCUGGUUCCUGAUUAAAUCACUCUUGGCCGAAUUUACACAGGCAGCCCAAUUCUGAUCUUUUGCCCAACUAUUGGUGAAAGAGCUGAUCUGUUUGUCAAAAUACCAAUUAUUGCCAAAUAGAUCAGAAUUGGGCUGCCUGGGUAAAAGCAGCCUUAGUUCUUCUUGAUAAUCCUAAACUUAAACACAAUCAUGGAUUUCAACUCCGUCUUGUCUCAGACCUUGUAAAGGUGGCACCUUAUUUCUAAUUUUACGGAAAGAUUCAUAAUUAACUGAAAUACUUGCUCAUGUGUGCUGAAAUGACUGCAUGAAAUUUCAUGAGCAAAAUGCAGAGGAACAUUAUUGUUUUGAUUAAGACAUGUCUUUUGUACAAUAGAAUUGUACUGUGUUUGAGGCAGCACAGUUCCUAGCAAUAUGCAUUUACAGCCUGAUUCUGUUACAUUUUGGGCAAAAGUGGUACAAUUUUACAAACAAACAUGAUAUUGACUAUACAUCUCAUGAUUUUUAUUUGAUCAAUUAUCCUACAAGUAUGCUAUAUAUGUGUAAAGGAAUCUCUUGAAUAUUGCGUCCUUUCACGUACAGACCUUGAAUUGAAUUGCAACCGUGUGGUUCACAAGAACAUGUUACAUAACUAGUUUCUAUAUGGUGGAUGACACUGCUUGUACAGAGAUGUUACUCAUGAUGUAUUUAUACUGUGAAUUUGGGUCCGAGCUUUCACUCCCUCGUCUUGUUAAGCACCUGUUUAGAACCUAGACAUUCAAGGGCAACUCAACUAAAUGGAAUGCUGCUUCCUUUCUGUUUUACUGUAAUGUAAAACGACCAAUCAGAGCUAGAUAUUUGCUCAGAAGAGCACAAGUGCUUGAAAAGGCCAGUUACUCUUAAUUUGUACGUAUCAUAUUUGUUCUGUAUCGGUCGUAAUGUCUUUCAACCAAAGCAAUAUGUGGGGAAAGAACAUGUCAGAAUAAAACUCUGAUAUGAAUCUUUGAUGGUUUUUUUUCAAGACAGUAACAGAGUACCAUUGUCUGUAUUUCUGCCUACGGCCAGGAUUCAAUACGAUCGCCAUUUUGAAAGUAAUUUCCGAUUUGAGCUGACAUGCAGCGACGGGUCUACUGAACAUUGCUUUUAAAAGGUGUGUUGUCGUCAACAAAGCGUGAUCGUAAUGAAUCUUGACCUUAGCCCAUGUAAGGCUAAGCCUGAUGCUGUGUUUCAUAACCUCUAAUAAAUGGCAGCAUACGACUGGGAAAAAUCCACUUGAACGGUCAUCCCAACUGGUAAUUAGUAGUGGAAAACUAGUCUAUUAUCCCGAGCCCCUACUUCUCCAACAUGCUGACCUCUGCUAAAGAAAUGCCCUUUAAAUGCAACAAAAUAUUAUUCAUGAACAAUCUUUAAAUAUAGUUUUGGAACACCAUUAUUUGUUUGAGCAUGAUAGCUGUACUUUUACACAAUUUGUUUUCCAUUAGCCAAUUGGCAUUCCCCAUGAGUUAACAUGUAAAGGCACAGAACUCGUUGCUUGUAGUUUACAGCCCAGUCAAAGCUCUUCUCUGUCCCAGGCACCCCAAUGCUGGAACCAGCUUCCCACAGAAGCUAGGAAAUCAGAGUCCCUGUCCAUAGUCUGGAAAACCCCACCUCUUCACCCCCCCCCAAAAAAAAAGAGGUGAGUCAUAGUAUAGGUGCACCUCAAACUGAAGGGGACAGGCACUGCUCUAGAACAGGCAGAAAUAGAUUUUAAAGGCAAAACAAAGGUCCAAGAAUGUGUUUACUUUUUUAUUCUAGGGCAAAACAAGGAAAUUAUUUAUCGGUAAUGCUGAUUUGGUUUUGAGAAAGGAGUCAUGUGGAUAGGGCUUUGAUACCAUCAACAAGUCGAAGUACAAUCUGUUUCUCAAACACAGCACUUAUAUUCAGACCAUAACAGAGUUCACUAUCAAUCCAUAGUGCAUGCUCAUUCCCAAAGUCAUCUUAUGUAAUGUGGUUGUGUACUUAUAUGCAAUUGUCAUAAAGACUGGAAUGCAACCAGUGUAAGUGCAGAUAACAGCAGUAGACCAAUGACGUGUCCUAGAGUCAGCCUCUUCUGAAUGUAAGGAAAGAGGGAUUUCUUGUGGUUCAGACAGACUACUAAUCUCGCUUGCCAGACUCAUGGAAUUCCACCCCCUGAGUGUGGGAGAGACGGCGGCUGUGGGAAGACAAUACAGACAUAAGGUUGAAAUUGCAUGUUAUCUGCUACAAUCAACUAUAAAUGUUGGACUAAGAAAACAUGAAUCUAACACUAAGAAACCUAGGUGUAUGAACUUCAUUUUGUGUACUUAUAUCUGUCAAUGUGUUUUGACUGAAUCAUUAUCAAACACUUUGUUUUGGAAUAAAGCAAUUUAGUUAUAGAGAAA
Molecule: messenger RNA, 8008 nt
Organism: Salmo salar (Atlantic salmon)
Lineage: Eukaryota; Metazoa; Chordata; Actinopteri; Salmoniformes; Salmonidae
Product: mitochondrial basic amino acids transporter
Biological process (GO): mitochondrial L-ornithine transmembrane transport
Cellular component (GO): mitochondrion
Molecular function (GO): high-affinity L-arginine transmembrane transporter activity
Source: RefSeq, a predicted model, not a curated record